AUGGAUGAUGAAGACGGCAGGUGCCUUCUCGAUGUGAUUUGUGACCCAGAAGCUCUCAAUGACUUUCUUCAUGGAUCUGAGACCCAUUUGGACACUGACGACCUUUUGGAUGGUUCGGGUGAUCCCACCAGCUCGUUCUUCUCUGCCGCCGAAGGCCAUGUUCCAGAGGUCCAGCCUACAGUCCAGCUCUCGGCCAAUGAGGCGGCAGGUCUGCCAAGAGUCAGUGUUGACCUGGACUUCUUGGAGGAUGAUGACAUCCUGGUCGGCUCCCCCGACGGGGAAGGCGGGAGCAAUGGCAUCGGGACGAACCACGAGCCCUGCGACAUCCUGCAACAGAGCUUGGCCGAGGCUAACAUCACCGAGCAGAGUUUACAAGAAGCCAAUGCAGAGCUGGACCUGGAAUCUUUUGAGAUUCCAGGACUUCCGCAGGUUGUUCAGACACUACCCGAAGGCAGCCUCUCUGGGGCUGCGAGUGCGGCGGUCGGUGUAGGUAUAAGCGUCGGGGGGACAGCGGCGAUCUUUCCAGGGUCGGCCCAAAGCGCUACCGGUACUCCACCGAAUGCAACCGCAGACAUGUUGGGCUCUGUUCUGGCUCAACAAGGCCUUCAGCUUCAACCACAAGUCAUGAAUAAGGCCAUCAGUGUUCAACCGUUCAUGCAGCCUGUGGGCCUUGGGAACGUGACACUUCAACCAAUUUCAAGUCUUCAAACGCUCCCCAACGGAAGCCAGUCUGGACAUUUGGGGAUCGGACAGAUUCAGGUUGUGGGACAACCCACGGUCAUGACGAUCAAUCAGUCGGGGCAGCCCAUCCUGGCCAAAGCCAUGGGUGGCUACCAGCUGCAUCAGUCUGCGCCGGAGGUCUCUGGGGCGACUACUCAGACAGGGCUCAGUGCGCCAGGAGGUGGACUUCUCAUCCAAAGCAACAAAACCACUUUGGGAUCUCCAGCUUUAAAUGGACCAGCCACAGUUGUUAGCAGUACAAAUAGCACCAGUGGCGGCACCAUGACCGCUCCUGCUGGACUUUUGGGCUUCGGAAGCACGCCCUUGAGUUCAGGAAUGGCAUCCCAGACUCAAACUCAAGGCCAAAUUAUGCACAACGUGAUUAUCCAGCGCACACCAACACCCAUUCAGCCUAAACCUCCUCAGGGAGGCACUCUCCAAACAAAACUCUUCAAGCCGCAGCAACAGCAACCCCAGACGGUACCGUCGAACCUGCAAAACGAUGCCACCAAGGCUCUCGGGCUGCAGCAAAUUCCCGUUUCUGCUGCUCAGAAUGUAACUUUCCUUACGGGAAAACCAGGAUCUAACGUUGUACUUGGCACUCAAGCCACCCCGCAAGGUUCGCAGUUCCAGCAAACGCUCUUCAAGCAACAAGCGGCACAAGCAGCGGGGAAGCCGCUCAGCGUGCACUUGUUAAACCAAUCAGGCAGCAUCGUGAUUCCCUCUCAGACGGUUCUGCAAGGGCAGAAUCACCAGUUCCUCCUUCCGCAGUUGCAAGCAGGUGGUCAAAUCCUUACCCAACACCCCGGGGGUCACAUCAUAACCAGCCAGGGCCCUGGUGGGCAGCUCAUUGCCAACCAGAUUUUAACGGCGAACCAGAACAUCAACUUGGGUCAGGUGCUGACCUCCCAGGGACAUCCCGGAGCUGCCCACAUUCUGUCAGGACCCAUUCAACUCCAGCCUGGCCAGAUGGGCGCGCCAACCCUGUUCCAGAUGCCGGUCACAUUGCCUCAGACGCAGAACCAGGCGCAGACCCAUACUGUCUCGGGGCACGGUCCCACAGUCAUCCAAGGCAUGCCCAUCCAGAACUCCUUGACAAUGCUCGGUCAGGUUGAUGGCUUGAGCCCAGCGGUCAGCCUUCAGACUGCUCUGCAAGCUCAGCCAGGUGGCGUCCCCAGCAGCAGCAGUAGUAGUAUUAACAAUUGCAGUAGUAGCAGCAGCACCGGUGCGACCACAAUGGCGGCCACAAUGGCCCAAGGGCAGCCUGGAGAGUGUGUCACUGUACUGGGGACCUCCACUGACCAGGCUGCCCAGCAGGCCUCAAUGAUCGCCAUGCAGCAACCUACCGCCGCGGUCACAGUCGCGUCCUCAUCAGCUCCGUCCAUCCCCACCUCUUCGUCGCUAACCGCCGUCGGCUUGGUUCCUCAGCAGGCUCAGCACAGUCCAGGAAGACUUCUGUUUACCAACCAGGGUUCCAGCAUGAUCCUGAGCCAGGAGUCUCUACAGAUGUUCCUGCAGCAGGUCGGUCCAGAGAACAGAGAGAGUGAUUUCACCCCCUCUGUGGGCGUCCCGGCGUCCGUAAUCGUCAACAGCGCCAGUGUCACCUCUCCGGCCCAAUUAAGUGACUCGUUGGUGGGUCAGAGCCCCCCAGUGGUCAAGCAGGUACCCUCCAGUGGGCACCAGCAGCCGUUGAAAAUUCAAGGCAUGUCCCCCUCGCCAGCCCUGACCAGUCACGCCACGGCGCCCCCUGUGUCCGACAGCCCCAAGCCCUCGCAGUCGCCGCUGACUCUGAGCCAGCAAAUCCAGUCUCCACACCAACAGCAGUCACGUCCUCCCUCGCAGCCCCAGCCGCCAUCGCAAACUCCUUCCCGCUCUUGCACGCCGUCAUCCCACCCGCCGCCUCUCUUUAUCGUCCACAACCAAGUCACCGAGUCCCCCUCACAGCCCCAAGUGGCGCAACCGCAGUCAACUCCAAUCCAAGUACAACUCCUGUCCCAACCGCGGCCCUCCUCUCAACCGGCACCCUACCAACAGCAGGAUCAGCCCCCCGUGUCCCGGUCGCCCAAGCCCUCGCUCACGCACUCGUUCGCCGCCGCCACGCCGGUUCCCGCUGUGUUAAAAGCACAGGGGCCCAUCCACAGCCUGACUGCGGAUCAGCAGCAGCACUUGGCGCUGUUGGGUUCGCAAAUCCAGACGCUGUCGGCCAUCAGUCAGCCCUCGUUGCAGCAGAAGCAGCUGCUGGAAAAGCUCCACCAGAUCCAGCAAAGCAUCCUGCUGCAGGUCAAGCAGCCCACUCAAGCUCAGGCUCAAGUGCAGUUUAGCGUGCAGCAAGACGUGCCUGUCGACAAAGUGGCAAUCACCUCAUCGGUCAGCGCCACGACACCCGCUCAGCUGACCUCCGCGCUGCAGCCCACCCCCAUGCUCAUUACAAGUACCGCUACAGCCUCAAGUGACUUACAGGUCGUCUCAGGAGUCCAGGGACCAGCUGGAGCCACGGUGAAUAAGACCAUCGCUCCUGUGAGCCUUACACAGCCUGCACAGGUGCAGCCAAAGCCUGGAGUGAUCAGUUCAGUUGGAGGGAUUACUUUGGGUAAAGGUGGCAUGCAGAUCCACGUGUUGGGCGCCAAUGUCACCCAAAUGCCUGCUCCACAGCACCCCGCUCCUCUACAACCUCAGACAACAGUGAAGAUGCCUUUCAGUGCAGAGCCCAGUAAAGAAGCCAGGUUCCUGGAGCAGCUGAGGAAACAUCAAGGCUCGGUUCUCCACCCCAACUACAGCGCUCCUUUCUACUCGUUUGAGGACACGUUGCACCGAUUACUGCCUUACCAUCUCUACCAGGGAACUGCCAACUCGUCUCAAGAUUAUCAGAAAGUGGAUGACGAAUUUGAGAGCGUCUCCUGCCAGCUGCUGAAGAGAACGCAAGCCAUGCUUGAUAAAUAUCGAUACCUCCUCUUUUCCGAAUCAAAGCAGAGACUUGGCCCCUCGGCAGAGAUGGUGAUGAUCGAUCGCAUGUUCAUCCAGGAGGAAAAGCUCGCGUUAAGUCAGGACAGGAUUUUGGCCAAGGAGAGACCAGAGGAAUUUGUCGCCAACGCUCGUCAACUGGAGAGUUUGGCUUCUUCCCAUCAGAAGUCUCCUCUGCCUCAGCUCACCGCCAGUAUCAGCGUCGCCCCAGCCCCCGCCACGGCUCCACCACCACCGCCGGAACCCGCGCCUCCCGUUCCGGCGGUUCCGUCGCACGUCCCACCAAAGCCCCCUCCCGCUCGCACCCCGUCUCCGACUCCUGUCGCCGCCCCUCCCGUCACCCCUCCGCCUACCGCCUCCUUCCCAACAAAACUGGUGAUAAAACAGGGCGGCGGCGGGGCAUCGGUGUCGUGGUCCAGUAGCUGCGCCCCUCCUCCAGGGGGAGCUGAAGCGGUCAACACAAACCCCGUUUUCACACGCGUACACACAGCCUCAUCAUUGUUCUCCUCCUCAAACUCAAAAAUGGACGACGAUGAUGAUGACGAGCUUCCGCAGAGGGUCAGCAAGCCGCCCAUCAAGACCUACGAGGCGCGGAGGAGGAUCGGCCUGAAGCUUAAAAUCAAGCAGGACCAAACGGGUUUUGGUAAGGUGGUCCACAACACGGCUUUAGACCCCGUACACACAUCUCAGCCGAACAAAUCCCAACCCUCCCCCGCCCCCACACCCGUCGAGGGCUCUCAAACCCAGUCACCCGUACCGGCACCCACGCAGUCCUCGCCCUCCACACAAAUGAACGGCACUCUGGAGCACCAUGUACCGGCCCCCGCCAACACCGCCCCCUCGCAGACCACCUGCCGCCUCCCUCUCCGAAAGACUUACCGCGAAAACGUCAGCCCCCGGGUCAGGCCGGGCGUCCCCGGGGGCGGCGGGGACGACGACUCGGCGCCCUACCCGGCCCCAGUGCACGAGAGGACGGUCAUAGCCAGCGUGAAGGUAGAAAAACUGAGCCGGGACCCCGUUGACGAGGUGUUCAAACACGCCGUCAAGGGGUCGAAGGGGAGCGGGGACGAUUGCUCGGAGCAGGGCGACUUCCCCAAAUACAAGAGGACCGGUGGGAAAACAAAACAGCGGCAAGCGGGGACUUUUCGCAUGGACCAGCACGCGCCGGGGCCCCCUUCGCCGGACUUCGCCUCGCUCCCCGCCAAGCGCUGCAAGUCGGACUCGCCCGACAUGGACAACGCCAGCUUCUCUAGCGGCAGCCCCCCCGACGACUCCCUCAACCAGCAUUUGCAAUGCGCCAUCGACAGCAUCCUCAACCUACAGCAGGAGCCCGCGCCCCGUGGGCACCAGCACAAGGGCGGCAACGGCCGGACGCGACCGAGACCCUCGGCGCCGCCGCCCUCGUCGUCUUCCUCCGCAUCGUCCGCCGCUUCCUCGCUGGCCCAGCACGCUCAGGUCAGUGGCCGGGGCCACAAUGGCAGCCUGGUUCCGCAGACUCAGAGUAGAUAA
Nerophis lumbriciformis (worm pipefish) is the source of this 5190-nucleotide messenger RNA. The record is from RefSeq and is a predicted model, not a curated record. Lineage: Eukaryota; Metazoa; Chordata; Actinopteri; Syngnathiformes; Syngnathidae.